AUGCAGAUUUGGCCAAGCUGAUAAUCCCAUUUUUGUGUCACUGUCAACAUGGUGCAUUUAAUGAAGGAUCGUGCAAUAAAUUACUUGGUGGGUGCGUUUUGAAGAAAUGAAUGCUAAUGGAAAAACCUGAAUAUCGCAAUUCUUUGAAGCCUAUACACAUCUGUACAUACACAUCUUAUAAUGAGGGGGGAAAAAGUUGAGUAACACCUUGUUGAGUCUGUCUUGGAUGUUCAUAUAAUGAAUGUAUUUCCAUAAGUAAACACUGGCUGUGUGCUUGUCCUCAAAGAGAUGAAGAAGGGAAGUGUGCCCACCUCGUUUCUCAUGCCGAUAAAGCUGUCACCAAGCCAGCCAGACCAGCUCAUUGUUUUGUGGAGGAAGGGCUUCAUGUCUGCCAAUCAGUAGUCCGUCUGCCCUGAGAUCCUGAGUCUGCCAUAAACUGCAUGUUAGCCAUCAGAUUAGACACAGCGAAGAGUUUGAUCAUUUAAGAAUUUAAAAAUAUAAUUUUAAUCUGUGUUUGAGGAUUUUUAUAUUUUGUCAAUAGAUUUUUAUAAUAUAAAACUGUCACCAAGCCAACAGAACUACAUCACUGUUUAGUGAAGGAAGGGCAACACGUCUGUUUGUCAUUUGUACGUCUGCUGUGAGAUUUUCCGUCUGCUUUGUGUCUGGACUGUACAUCUACCAUGAAGCUACAUAUACACACAGUUGACAAAAAAGGAAUUAAAAAUAUAUUGGGAACAAUAUUGGGGUUUUUUAAUUUAAAAUUAAUUUUUUAAAAUUUUAUUGAAAGAACUUCCAUGAGUGAAUCAAUUUGAAUUUAGAUGGUGAUUUCUACACCUGUUCUGUGCAAAACACAAUGGAUGUGAUACUACAAGUUUGGAUGCACUGUGGAUGUAUAUUUGGCUGAAAAUUGAUGUGUGUCUGCCCGUCUGACCAGGGAUUUCUUUGAUUUGGGAUUCAGUGUGUUGAUCUCAGAAAAUACAUAAUACAAAUGAUGAAACAUUGUUCUUCAAAGAAAGUCAAAUCCAAAUCUCUAGAGUCCAGCCCCCAAAAAACCGCUAGAGAGGGUCAUGAUGGAUUUGAGGAACUCCGGAAGUAUAUCAAGCAAGGGAAUGAAUUCUCAAAAGAGUUGGCUGCUAUUAUGCAUGAAAGGUCUGAAUUGGAAACUAGUUAUGCCAAAACUUUGUCAAAGUUGGGAGCCAAGUUGGCCAAAGCAGCAGGAAAUGGCAUCGGAAGUCUGGCUGAUGGCUGGAAGGCGGUGGCCACUGCUAUGGAGCAGGAAGCUGAGCUACACAAAAAUCUUGGCACUGGAUUGAUGGAGGAGAUUGGAAAACCUGUCAAGGGUCUGGUUGAAUCUCAGAAUAAAUCUAGGAGGCCGAUUGAGUCUAUGGUGGACAAAGCUUUUAAGAAUCUCACAGACAGAAGAGCUGAUGAAUAUAAGGCAAAAAAGCAUUGCUAUGCCUGUGCAAAGGAACAUGAGAAAGCAGAAGACGCCUCGACAGACGCCAAAAGUGGGAAAGCCAAAGAUACCACAAAGAUUGAGAAACGGUGCAAACAUUCCUUAUCAGCAGUGAGAAAAGCUGACAAAGACUACACAGAAUUAAGUUAUAAAGCCGAGUCGGUGAGGCAGGACUGGGACCUAACUGUGUGCAAGGGAAGUGUACAAAUGCAGCAUAUUGAAGAGGAAAGAGUUAAACAUAUGCAAGACUAUUUAAAUAAAUAUAACAGUCAAGUGUCGGUAUUAUCACCAAGAUUAACACAGACAUUUGAUCGCCUGAAUGAAGCUGUGAUAUCAAUAGACCUUCAAAGAGAUUUACAAUUAGUGGUUCAGCAAAAAGGUGUCAAGACUCCCAAGCAGCCUGAACAGUUGUUGAUAGACUGUUACGCAGAAGAUUCUCAGUUCAGUAUGAAAAUAGAAAGACGGAAAGAGGCGUUACAGAAUUUUCUUUUCUAUAUCCAGCAGGCAAUGGAUCGAGAUAGGAAGGGCAAAGAAGGUGUUCAGAAAUUAGUGGAUGUUUACAGAAAUAAACCAAACUUUGGUGAUGCAGAAGCACAACAAGAUGUUGUACAGAGGUUAGAGCAGACAACAUUCAUGCUGAACUUUCUCGAAGCUAGUCACUACAAAAUCUGUGCUACGCUGGCCAAACACAACCAGAGAGAAGCACCGCAGCAUAAAUUUUCACAAUAUAUUGAAACGUCCAGAGAAAAACAGGGUAUGUUGGUUAGUGUAUUAAAGCUGCCGUUGAACCUGGCUCUGGAGGGAAGCAAUGAAUAUACGGCAUUCCCGUCAACACCGAACAACUUCUACCAAGAAUUACAACCACUUGACGAAGAAGGCUACUAUGCAUAUGUAGAUGACCUACGCCCUGGUAAUGAUUCCGACCCUGAGUUCGAGUUGGACCCGAUUGGCCAGUGUCGAGUGAAAUACGAAUACAAGGCUAAUCACAGUGAUGAACUUAACAUCAAACCAGGUGAUGAAAUCAAAAUCUUCGACAAGCUGGCCGACGGCUGGUGGCAGGGUGAACUGCGGGGACAGGUGGGCAUCUUCCCCUCAACGUACGUGGACGAAUUCUAGCAUGGCACCGUAGUCAGGACACCUGUGAUAUACCGCAAAUACUCCAUAUCCGGCCAGUUGUGUUACGUAGUGCACAGACACCACUGGUGCAGGCAGCUCCACAGAUCAUAUCGUAGACCACAUGUUACCGACUAACUGUUAGACACAGCUUGUUUUAGUGUUACGGAAAUGCAGAUUUUGCAGACUUUUGUUUUUGAAAAAUCCAGGAGUAUGAAGUAUCAAUUCCUCAAAAUAAUCGGAGUUAGAAGGAAGGUGUGGUUUGUCCGAACGAUAAUUUGCACCCCCGGGAUUGAAAUUAGGGGUAAAUAUGGAGGAUCCUGUUCGUGCUAUUCAAAAACAAAAGUCUGGAUUUGCGUUAGAUUUGAACGGGUCUGUUCGCAAUUCAUUCAAGAAUGAAGACUUUUAUUAUUGAUCCUUGAAGAGUGGGUGUAUGAUCAAAGUGGGAGUGUGAUUAUUAGGCUCUUUGUCUUUAUUCACUUUAAGACGUGUUUAAUGUAUCUGUACAAAGAGUUGUAUAUUACACGCUUAUUCACUGCAAUACAGUAGUUAAUGGGUGGUGGUGGUGCCAGCAUCCACUUCUCCUCUUCCUCUCCUGAAAAUUAAUUUUGUCUUACUAGUGCUAACUGUUGAAUAGCAUCUGAGGUAGUAUGAAAAGGUGACUUUAAGACAAAUCAGUGUGACUAUAUUGGAUGAUUUCGGACUGUAGUGUAACUGAUAUCUCCACUGGCUAGCUGAUGUUUUCUUGAACACAAAUGCUAUUUGCAUAUUAAUCAAUUAGAGACUUUCCAGUAUAGUGCUUUUCUUAAAACAAAGUCUAGAAUCAAAAUCUUUAACAUGUUUGUGUAUUAUAAAGAUACUGAAGUAAAAAGUCAUAGAUUACGUUUUCAUAGAAUUGUAAUAUCUUUUUAACACAGACAUUUUGUGUAAAAAGGGAGGUAAUUAGGACUAGGUUAUGCUCACAAUUACCAUUUCAGUGAACUUGAGAAUUGAAAACAGCAGUCAAAAUGCACCGAGCUCAGAAUUACAAGUUGUAAACUCGGAAAUGAAAAAAGCUAUCCAUAUGACCUUCACCUUUGAAUUUUGAAUAAAAUGGCAAUGGAAUGUUUUUCAUUGAAAAAAAUAAAUAAUGGUAGGACACUAUUAUUAAUACUUUUUUUUAUGCAUUUCAGUUUGAAAAUAAUGUCAUUCACAAUUUUACAAAACAUUUCAAACAUUUGAUUAAUUAGAAUACUAUAAUAUAGUUGGAGGUGUAGUUGAAUCUUUUAAACCAAAGUUUUAUUAGUAUGUGUAUUAGAAGGUUCAUUUGUUUUUAACACUUGAAUCUGGUGGUGACGUUCAUUGUUGUUAAUGAUUUUAGCAGACGGAGAAGUUAGUUUUUAUACGGGUGCACCCGAAUGCAGACAAAUUGUACGAACAAGUUUACAACUCAGAACUAUUGGUUUCUUAGCACACCUGAAAGCAGCAUUAGUACUAGGCCAGACAGUUAAACUGUACAUUCAUUAAUUCUCUUUCUUGAAUUGGUCAUUGUGCUAUAUAGUAUAUAUACGUAUCUUUCCACUUGAAAUACAUACAUAUUACUAUACUGCCCUAAAUAAAUAAAUGAGUUUUGUUCACAUAGUUAAAAACUACAAAGCAUUAAUGAAAUACACGUUAUUCUAGGAAAACAGAGUAUGAACAUUUUUUAACCAUAUGUUUGUAUAUUUGAUAGAUAUAUGAAUAUAUGUUUGUAUGGAUAUUUUUAACAUAAUACUGGCAUUAUACGUUUUAAAAUGACCUAUUCUGUAGAAUAAGGUUUUUGUAAAUAUAUAUUUGUAUAUAUAUGCAUUUAAUGUAAUUUUAUGUUUAAUGUAUUAUUAGCAAUAUAUACCUAUGAAUAGAGAGACACAUGCACAUACUUACAAUUGUAAAUAAAAUAAGACUAUAAAUAGGUAUGAUGUAUGCUGUAAGGUACAUGGUAUAUUAAUGUACAUUUGUUUUUGUUGUUUAUAAACUUCUGUCAAUUAAUCAUUCAGGGAAUUUUCCAUAGAAGAGUAAAAAAAAAUCCAGAAAACAUAUCAAAUAAAAUCAAAAACAUGCAUCUCAAUCAUGUUAGACAUUCUGGCAUGUGUAGAUUUUGUUAAUUAUAUGGUCAGCCUUGUUUAAACAACCCUCUGUCUUUAAGAUACUUGGGUAUUUAAAUAUUUAAGGUUUCGCUACAUGUACAGUGAAAAUCAAAACCCGAUCCAUCUCAAGGCACAAUUGUUUUUUAUGCGGUGUCGUUCUGUUCAUGUUGUAGGUUAUGCAGCUUUAAAAAUCAUGCGAACUGCCAUUCCAGUUAGGUCGUAAACUAUUACAUGUUUAGGAAGUAAAAUGUUGCAAAUGUCAAAAGAUAACUAAUUUCAGUUCAAGUUUGAGUUGAUUGAUUUGAUUACACAAAUAAGAUUCACAUAACCGAACAAUCUGUUAGGUAAAAAAUCUCAUGAACCGACUUUCGAUUAUAAAAGAUUUUAAAAUAUUGUCCUGGGCAUCUCAAACAUUUGGAUAGAAUAGUCAGCCUUGUUGCAGCCAUUGAUCAUAACAAAUCACAUUAAGGCCCCAAAUUCACCAAACGUGGGUCUGGGUCUGGCAAGUGUGGUGCCGUUAAAAUAUAGUGUAUAGUCUGAUACAAAAUUUAGCCUUUUCACAUUCAAUUCGAUGCAUUUCUUUUUCAACUGGUAUUAUACUCGUUAGAACCCGACAUGGUGUGGUUUGGGCCCAAGCAAGGCUGUGUUAAUUUUGGGAUGAAACUGAAAUCCAGAAUUCUGGAGGAUUUUCAUCGGUGAACCUUGCUUAAGCAGCAACCUGCCAAAAGACACCAUUCCAAGCAUUAUGUGGGUAGUGUCUGUACAGAGUCGACUACAAUGACAAUAGAAUUGAAAAACAAUACUGGGACAUCUUGAUCAUUGUUGAUAUGUCUAAAUGUAUGUCAAAUUAUAGGCCUAUAAUUGGCUUUGUUUACGUGAUCACCUGAACAGGCAGUAUGCUGAUGGUUACUUUGGGUGACAACUAUGAACAGGGUUGUUACUUUGGGUGACAACAAUAGAAUUGAAAACUGAUCAUUGUGGAUAUGUCUAAACGUAUGUCAAAUUAUAGGCCUAUAAUUGGCUUUGUUUACGUGAUCACCUGAACAGGCAGUAUGCUGAUGGUUACUUUGGGUGACAACUAUGAACAGGGUUGUUACUUUCGGUGACAACAAUAGAAUUGAAAACUCAUCAUUGUCUUGAUCAUUGUGGAUACGUCUAAACGUAUGUCAAAUUAUAGGCCUAUAAUUGGCUUUGUUUACGUGAUCACCUGAACAAGCAGUAUGCUGAUGGUGAUAACUAUAUACCGGGUUCUUUGUACAGGUGUAAUCAAAAUGUUUUGCUUGUUGCUAAAGGAGUGUGGGAACUCUUCUCUUAUUGUCACUGCUUACAUUUGUUUUCAGGCCAGUAAUAAACUCAACUUAUAUAGAUUUAUCAUUAGUCUAACUUCUCAAUGACAGUUUGAUUCAUGAUUCAGGUGAAGGAGGAAAUAUUUUAUUUAACGAUGCACUCAGCAUAUUUUAUUUACGGCUAUAUGGCGUUGGACAUAUGGUUAAGGACCACACAGAUAUUGAGAGAGGAAACCCGCUGUCGCCACUUCAUUGGCUAC
Messenger RNA from Gigantopelta aegis, 6220 nucleotides. RefSeq names its product nostrin-like. The transcript has 18 exons. The coding region runs from base 989 to 2572 and encodes 527 amino acids. Gene Ontology annotation, cellular component: plasma membrane; cytoplasm. NCBI's taxonomy places the organism in Eukaryota, Metazoa, Mollusca, Gastropoda, Neomphalida, Peltospiridae. The record is from RefSeq and is a predicted model, not a curated record. Gene Ontology annotation, molecular function: protein binding.